AUGUCUGAGAAAAAAGGGGAUAAACGGUGGCUUAUAUUUCCUUCCUUAAAAUGGACGCCGCACGUGUCGUUUAGCGAGUUGGCUUCCAAACACGGUCCUAUAAUGACACUGUGGUUAGGCUCAAUGAGCACGGUGGUGAUUUCCUCCAACGAAGCCGCCCGGGAGAUGUUCAAGAAUCACGACGUGGUGCUCGCCGGCCGGAAGAUUUACGAGGCGAUGAAGGGAGAUUUUGGGAACGAAGGGUCGCUCAUUACGGCCCAAUACGGCCCGCACUGGCGGAUGUUGCGGCGACUAUGCACUACGGAGUUUUUCGUCACGAGCAGGCUCGAAGCCCUCCGAGGGGUGAGCACGAAAUGCAUAGACCACAUGGUGAGGUACAUGGGAGAAGCCGGAAACUCCGGCACGGCGGCGAUCGACGUAGGGCGGUUCUUCUUCUUGAUGUCGUUUAACAUCAUCGGAAACCUCAUGUUCUCGAAGGACCUGCUGGAUCCAAGAUCCGAGAGGGGCGCCAAGUUCUUUUACCAUGCAGGGAAAGUGAUGGACUGUAAGAAUCUGCUUGUGCGGCUAUUCCCCUUCAGGACGCCAUCGCAAAACAUCACUGCUGCCAUCGCCUAUCGCGACGCACGGAUCGCCGGCAGCCGGCCAAUUGUAGCCUUCGUCAUUGAACAGCGAUGCUGCCAUCACACCCGGCGAAACCAGGAAGAAAGAAACAACAGCAGCGAGCCCCAAAAGGCAGCCGCGUCGUCGUAUAACAACAAACGGAUGUUUGAAUCCAGCGAACAAGCAGAAGGAUCGAACUGGAAAUCUUCACUGUGUAAGACUGACGUGAUAACCACUACACCACAACAACCUUCACAGGUUUAG
This is a messenger RNA of Ipomoea nil (Japanese morning glory), 864 nucleotides long. Its product is annotated as cytochrome P450 76A2-like. Gene Ontology annotation, molecular function: iron ion binding; heme binding; oxidoreductase activity, acting on paired donors, with incorporation or reduction of molecular oxygen. The record is from RefSeq and is a predicted model, not a curated record. Bases 1 to 864 code for a protein of 287 amino acids. Lineage: Eukaryota; Viridiplantae; Streptophyta; Magnoliopsida; Solanales; Convolvulaceae. The transcript is spliced from 3 exons.